Messenger RNA from Hyla sarda, 666 nucleotides. Its product is annotated as troponin T, skeletal muscle-like. The record is from RefSeq and is a predicted model, not a curated record. The transcript has 4 exons. The coding region runs from base 1 to 666 and encodes 221 amino acids. Lineage: Eukaryota; Metazoa; Chordata; Amphibia; Anura; Hylidae.
AUGAUGGGGAGUAACUUUUCACCAAGUGAGGAAAAACUGCUUAUUUGUCGUUUCCUCCAAAGAGGAUAUGACUCCACAAGAUCCCAAACUGACAAACAACGGAUCGUAAGCUCCCUGAGAAAGAAGCUACUGAAGGUCCAUGGACGCAGCCAUGAAAAAAUGGCAAUUGUAAAAAAGUGGUCGGACCUGAAACGCUGGAACAUGGCUCAGGUCCGACAUCUCGGGGAAAAAUUCCACCCAGGAGCGCCUCAACCAUCUGUGCGCCCCAAGCGUACAAUGCGACAGGCCGAGGAGGAGGAGAAAGAGGAGGAGAUGAUGGAGGAGGAGGCGCAGGAGCAGGAGGAGGAGGCACAGGAGCAUGAGGAGGAGGCGCAGGAGCAGGAGGAGGAGGCGCAGGAGGAGGAGGAGCAGCCAGGGCCCUCCCACGGUGGCCAAAACCACUCACCACCACCACCACAGGAUGAAGAGGAGUGGGAUUCCUCCACAAGUUCUGUAGCCUACACUCCAAUUCAGGAGAUUGUCCAACAAAUUAAUAAAAAAAUAAAACUAAUGAAGAGGGAGCACAAGGAGGACAUUUGCGACAUACAUUGCAAAAUAAGAGUUAUGGAGCAGAAACUUGAGAGAAGAAUUGCCGAGAUUGAAAAUCUUCUCAACAAGUUGGGAUAG